AUGGCAAUCCCUAUCGUUGAUUUCGCAAACUGGAAGUCUGAAGGCUCGAAUCGUCGGCAAGUAGCCCAAGAUAUCGUCACUGCGUGCCGGAAAGUGGGGUUUGUCUAUAUCAUCAACCACUCACUACACGAAGUACUACUGGAAGAGGCCUUUCAGUGGUCCCAACGUUUCUUCGAUCUGCCUCAAGAGGAGAAGCUCAAGGCUCCGCAUCCAGAGGGGUGGGCUGUUCAUCGUGGGUACUCUUGGCCGGGUCUGGAGAAGGUAUCCCAGGCCUUCAGCGCCGAGAAUGAUGAGGAACGGGUGAAGCAGCUCCGCGAAAUCCCAGAUAUCAAAGAGAGUUUCGAUAUCGGAAGCGAGGAGAAUCCAAGCCAACCAAAUCAAUGGGUCCCCGAAGAUAGUCUUCCGGGCUUUCGUACAUUCAUGAAUAAGUUCUACUGGGAGUGCUUCCGCGCAGCGGGUGAAGUCCUUCAAGCUUUGGCUGUUGGUCUAAAUCUGGAGGAAAAUUACCUGCUCCGGAAACAUUCGGGGCAUAACAACCAGAUUCGCCUUCUCCAUUACCCGCCUAUUCCAGCAGAGGCUCUGGAAAGUCACCGCGCCGCACGCUGCCCAGCUCAUACAGAUUGGAGCUCCAUUACGGUUCUCUUCCAGGAUGACUGCGGCGGCUUGGAGGUGGAGAAUCCCGAUCAGCCAGGGAAUUUCAUACCAGCAACGCCGGUUAAGAACGCAAUGGUGGUGAAUAUAGGAGAUUUGCUACAGCGGUGGAGCAAUGAUGUACUGAGAUCUACCAGCCAUCGGGUCACCCUGCCACCUUUGUCUGAUCGGUUUGAAGGAAAACAAAGGCUCACUCGAAAGCGCUAUUCGAUUCCCUACUUUCUCGCGCCAGACCCAGACUCUGUUAUCGAAUGUAUACCAUCUGAAAGCGGGGAGCCACCGAAGUAUGAGCCGAUCACGCCGGCUGAGUAUAACCAGAUGCGAGCAUCUAUGCAGUACUAA
This is a messenger RNA of Penicillium chermesinum, 993 nucleotides long. Its product is annotated as isopenicillin N synthase family dioxygenase. Lineage: Eukaryota; Fungi; Ascomycota; Eurotiomycetes; Eurotiales; Aspergillaceae. The transcript is spliced from 2 exons. The record is from RefSeq and is a predicted model, not a curated record. Gene Ontology annotation, molecular function: dioxygenase activity. Bases 1 to 993 code for a protein of 330 amino acids.